AUGGCCCUCCGUCUCCGCCGCGCUAUCUCCCUCUCAUACUCCCUCCUUCACCACUCCCUUAAUCAGCCCAAACCACUUUUCUCAAUCUCUUCUCGUAUUCUCCAAUAUCCCGUAUCCGCCUCUGGCCCUUCCGCCGCCGUUAACCGCUCAUCCACCCAAUUGACGCGGCGGACUUUCACGUCGACCUCUACACUAUUCGCCAAGGAGUUUGACCCGGAGACCGAAGAAAUCGGGCCCGACAGCAUUCUCUUCGAGGGAUGCGAUUAUGAACACUGGCUCAUCACCGUCGAUUUUCCCAAGGAUCCCAAACCUACCCGAGAGCAAAUGAUUGAGACUUAUGUCAAUAUAGCUGCACAAGUUUUUGGCAGUGUGGAGGAGGCAAAGAAGAGAAUAUAUGCACUAAGCACGACAACUUAUGAGGGUUUUCAGGUUUUAUGUUCACAGGAAACAUCCAACAAGUUUACUGGUGUUCCUGGGGUUGUGUUUGUAUUGCCAGACUCGUACAUUGAUCCUUUGAACAAGGAAUACGGAGGAGACAAGUAUGUAAAUGGAGAAAUUUUCCCUAGACCGCCUCCGAACUAUGGGUCCCCAUCCCAGCAGAACUAUGGGUCCCCACCCCAGCAGAACUAUGGGUCCCCAUCCCAGCAGAACUAUGGGUCCCCACCCCAGCAGAACUACAGGUCCCCACCCCAGCAGAACUACGGGCCUCCACCCCAGGAGCACUACAGGCGCCUUCCACAGCAGGAUAUCGGGCCUCCGCCCCGGCAGAACUACAGUUCGCCACCACAGCAGAACUAUGUGCCACGUGGGCAAGAAGGUUAUGGGAACUCUCCGAAUCCCCUGCCCCAGCAAAGUUAUGGCCCACAAGGGACUGGGGACCAAAGAAGCUCUAUGUCGCCCAGUAAUAAUGAUGCCUACCAGGUAAACUAUGCUCAAGGACCGAAAGAAUUCCAGCAAGAGAAUAUCCAGACCCACAUGUCUCCCGGGCAGAGUGGGUUUACUCAGGGUUCUGGCGGAGGUUUUGAACAGGCACCUGUAGGGGCACCGAGGAACUUCUCGUCUAGGGGGAAUAAUUAA
Striga hermonthica is the source of this 1077-nucleotide messenger RNA. NCBI's taxonomy places the organism in Eukaryota, Viridiplantae, Streptophyta, Magnoliopsida, Lamiales, Orobanchaceae. The record is from the annotation of a GenBank genome assembly.